Molecule: messenger RNA, 3886 nt
Organism: Anopheles bellator
Lineage: Eukaryota; Metazoa; Arthropoda; Insecta; Diptera; Culicidae
Exons: 6
Coding region: 70-3660 (1196 amino acids)
Molecular function (GO): oxidoreductase activity, acting on paired donors, with incorporation or reduction of molecular oxygen; iron ion binding; monooxygenase activity
Source: RefSeq, a predicted model, not a curated record
GCAGCGGCAAACUAACUGCGCAGCAGCAGCAAAGUCAAGUCUAGAGUUUCAUCCCCGAUCGCGGCCAUCAUGGAGAUCAGCCUACUGACGCUGGGGCUGGUGGUAGGCGCCCUGGUGAUGGCGUACCGGUUUUUCACCAAAAACUACUUCUAUUUCGCGGACAAACCCAUACCAUUCCUGAAGCCCUCGUUCCCGUUCGGUAACCAGGGUGCGGUGAUGAUGAAGAAGGCCUCCCUGUUCCAGCACUUCCGGGCGCUGUACGAAGCGUUUCCAGACGCCAGAAUCUUCGGCAUGUUCAACGUCCGCCAGCCGGUGUACUUCGUGCGGGAUCCGGAAAUGAUCAAGCAAAUAACGGUGAAGGAUUUCGACCAUUUUGUCGACCACAUGGCCACCGGUCUGGACGAUAACACUAACGAGGAGAUGUUGCUGGCGCACUCGCUCGUCUCACUGCGUGGCCAGAAGUGGCGAGAUAUGCGGGCCACCCUCAGCCCGGCGUUCACCGGCAGCAAGAUGCGCAUCAUGUUUGGCCUGAUCGCCGAGUGUGCCCAUUCAAUGAUGGCCCACUUCCGCGAGGAGGAAACCAAGGCACGAGCCAACGGCCACGGUGGGAUGCAGCUGGAGAUGAAGGACGUGAUGAGCCGGUUCGCGAAUGACGUCAUCGGGACGGCCGCGUUCGGCAUCAAGGUGGACUCGUUCCGUGAUCCGCAGAACGAGUUCAUCAGCAUGGGCCGCUCGAUCGCGAACCAGAAAAAUGUGUGGAAGGCGCUGAAGCUACUCGGCAUUUCUGUCUGCCCGAAGCUGAUGGCGCGGCUGAAGAUCGACUUCCUGUCGAAGGAGGAAGAUCGGUUCUUCCGCGGGACCAUCACGGAGACGAUGCGCGUACGCGACGAACAGCAGAUCUUCCGGCCGGACAUGAUCGAGCUGCUGAUGCAGGCGAAAAAGGGCAGCCUCAAGCACCAGCAAGCGGACGAGCCGCAGGUGGCGGCGGAAGGGUUUGCGACGGUCGAGGAGUCGCAGAUUGGCCGCCGGACGCACGAUCGCCGCUGGACCGACAGCGAGCUAGUGGCGCAGGCCUUUCUUUUCUUCGUAGCCGGCUACGAAACCAUCUCCUGGACCAUGUCGUUCGCUCUGUACGAGCUGGCGAUCGCCGAGGACAUCCAGCAGAAGCUAUUUGUCGAGCUGCGCGAAGCGGAAUCAUCGCUGGGCGACGAAGGUGAGGACAUUUCCUACGAAAAACUACAAUCCCUGCGGUACCUGGACAUGGUUGUGUCGGAGACGCUGCGCAAGUGGCCCAUCGGUGUGAUGGUGAACCGGGAGUGUGUGCGAGACUACAAGUACGAGGAUGGCGAUGGGACCAAAUUCACCAUCGAAAAGGGUAUGGUGCUGCUCAUCUCCAUCAUCGGUAUGCACUUCGAUCCGAAGUACUACACCGAUCCGGAGCGAUUCGAUCCGGAGCGGUUCAGCGAGGAGAACCGCAAAAACAUCCAGCCCGGCACCUACAUACCUUUCGGUAUUGGACCCCGGAACUGCAUCGGAUCCCGAUUCGCGCUGAUGGAAGUCAAGGCCGUCCUGUACUAUCUGCUGAAGCAGUUCCGGGUGGUUCCGUGUGCCAGGACGCAGAUUCCUUUGCAGUUCAAAAAGUCGGCCACACAGUUUGCCACCGAGCAUGGCGUAUGGCUUGAGUUCCAGUCCCGAUCGCAAAAGUUAAUCUCGUCAACGGAACCGGAUCCGGAUCCGGAUCGUAUCGCUCGAGUAGUCCACACAGUGGGCAGUGAAGCAAAGGAAAGGGAACCGGCAACCGGCGGGAAUUCUCUGUCUCGAGUGUCCGCGCCCGAUAAGCGUAAUCUGCGCACUUCCGUGUGGGACGUCGGUUUGUUUACAACGCGCCCCUUAUCGCCCCUUAGUCUCGCCAGUGUCCUUUCGUCCGAGUGUGCGUGCUUUUCGCAUUGUGUGGCGAGAGGAAGAAUCAAUCUCCGCCGCCGCGGUUUGCUUUCAGUUGCCCCACAACAACCGCCGGCGAUGGCGCUCGAUCUGGUGACGGUGGCGGCGCUGCUCGCCAUCGUGGCGCUAGUGUAUCAUUACGUGCGCCGGAGACACGCGUACUUUAACGACAAACCGUACCCGCACCUGAAGCCCACCUUCCUGCUCGGCAGUUCCGCGCCGAUGCUCUUCCGGACGCGCAACAUGAUCGAGCACAUCCAAGCGCUGUACAACACGUUUCCGGAUGCGAAGCUGAUGGGUGCGUUCGAUAUGAUGACCCCGAAUCUGCUGGUGCGCGAUCUCGAGUGCGUGAAGCAGAUCGGCGUGAAGGACUUUGACCAUUUCAGCGACCACACGCCACUGCUGAAGGACGAGCGAGACUAUGCGCGGUCCGAGAUGAUGUUCCUGAACUCGCUGUUCAUGAUGCGCGGCCAGAAGUGGCGGGAUAUGCGGGCCACGCUCAGCCCGGCGUUCACCGGGGCCAAGAUGCGCCAGAUGUUCGCGCUCGUGUCCCAGGCCGGCCAGGGUAUGGUGGAGCACUUUGUGAAGGAAACGGGCCAACCCGGCGCCAGCCAGGAGUACGAGAUGAAGGAUAUUUUUUCGCGCUUCGCCAACGACGUGAUCGCAACGGUCGCGUUUGGGAUCGAGGUGAACUCAUUCACCGACCCGGAGAACAUGUUCUACGUGAGCGGCAAGAAGCUGCUCGAUUUUACCAACUUCUGGGCCGGGCUCAAGUUUCUGCUGUUCAUGACGGCACCGAAGCUGGCGAUGAAGCUGAAGAUCGAGAUGAUGGACGUGCGGAUGAGCCGGUACUUUAGCGCCAUGAUCCUGGACAAUAUGCGGGUGCGCGACGAGCAGGGCAUCGUGCGGAACGACAUGAUCCAGAUGCUGAUGCAGGUGAAGAAGGGAGCGCUACGCCACGGCGCCGACGAGCCGGAAGCGACGAAGGGUGAUGAUGCGGGGUUCGCGACCGUCGAGGAGUCGAGCGUGGGCAAGAGCGUUAGCACGCGCCACUGGACGGACAAGGAGCUGGUGGCCCAGUGUUUCCUGUUCUUCCUCGCCGGCUUCGAUACGGUAUCGACGACGCUCGGGUUCACGUGCUACGAGCUGAUGGUGAACCCGGACGUGCAGGAGCGCCUCUACCGGGAGAUUCUCGAGACGGAAGCGGCACUCGGCGGGCGGCCGCUCACGUACGAUGCGGUGCAGUCGAUGCGUUACAUGGACAUGGUGGUCUCGGAGUCGCUCCGUAUCUGGCCACCGGCACCGGCGGUCGAGCGGUACUGUACCCGGGACUACACAUUCGACGACGGCGCUGGGUUGCGCUUCCCGAUCGAGGCGGGACGUACCAUCUUCAUACCGGUCGCUGGCCUGCACUUUGAUCCGCGGUACUUCCCCAACCCGACCCGCUUCGAUCCGGAGCGGUUCAGCGAGGAGAACCGCGGUGACAUUGUGCCCGGGUCGUACCUGCCGUUCGGGAUUGGGCCGCGGAAUUGUAUCGGCUCGCGGUUCGCGUUGAUGGAGGUGAAAUCGAUUCUCUACCACAUGCUGAAGAGCUUCUCGUUCGAGCGCUGCGCCCGUUCGCAGGUGCCGCUGAAGCUGAAAAAUCAUCCGGCCAUGCUAGCGACCGAGAAGGGCAAUUGGAUCCACUUGAAACCGAGGGCCCAGCCGAAUGCCGAGUAGUGCGGGCUAGUGUAGUAGUGACCGACCGGAGUUGAACAAAUAAAGCGAUAAUAAAUGUCAAUGCCUCUUUUGUGGUCCCGAAAAUCGAAUUCCAUAUCCACGAGGAUGAAUCAAUCGAAGCGGAAAAGAACGAUGCGCGAUAAGAUAUGCGAUAAGACGCGCCGUCGACAGCAUGGCGUCUGGGCGAAGCUGAACCGAACCGAACCGGACAACAGAUCACUGGGUA